Cavenderia fasciculata is the source of this 1353-nucleotide messenger RNA. RefSeq lists its product as uncharacterized. Gene Ontology annotation, biological process: vesicle-mediated transport. NCBI's taxonomy places the organism in Eukaryota, Evosea, Eumycetozoa, Acytosteliales, Cavenderiaceae. The record is from RefSeq and is a predicted model, not a curated record. The transcript is spliced from 4 exons. Bases 1 to 1353 code for a protein of 450 amino acids.
AUGUCAUCACAAACACCAAUACAAAAUAAUAAUAAUAAUAACAAAGAUGAUGAUGAAGUAAUGUUACAAUUACCAGACAAUGAUAUUUGUUUUUGUAUAUUUGAUAGAUAUAUCAAUGAUGAAGCAUCUGAACAAUCAGAGGCAAUCAUUUAUUUCUAUCCAGAGGUAAAAAGUACACCGCACAAGGUCCUUUUUGGUGGUAUGAUACAAUCAUUAGUAGGUGCCAUUCAAGAUUUCUUUGAUGCAAAAAGCAAGAUUGAUUAUGUUAGAUUCGAUAGACACAUUAUGGCCUACAAAUUUGUUGGUACCUAUACAUUGGCAUUGUGUGCACAUAAAUCAAUACCAUCUUCUACCAUUAUCCAUCAUCUAGACUAUAUCUACAACUCUUUUACAUUUUAUUGUAAGAGUUUUAAAGAUAUCAAUUCUAGAGAAACUAAACUAAACAUGAAUAGAGUUUUGGCCGAAACAAUGGAAAUUGUAUCUGAUGAUUUAUACAAGAAUAGAAUGCGUUCCUUUCAACCAUUACCUUAUACUCCUUUACCUCCUUCAUCAAAUCGAACAUUUUUAAGAUCAUCACAAAUGUUGCACAAUAUUAUCUUUCCUGACCAUUUGGGAGGUGCUCUUUUCGUCAAGAGUAAUCUAUUGAUUAGUACAAUAGAUUUGGAUAUUACAAAACAUAUUAUAGACAAGAUCCAACAUACAAGAGACAAAGUAAACGGAUCAAUCCCAAAUGACAUUUCUAUUAGCGUCUACAUAUCCCCAAAAGACUAUGAUCAAUUAAUUCAAUAUAAAUUAGAAUACACUGAUACUCCAUCAUCCAACUCUAAUAAUUUUGAACAAGAUUCAUCAAACUCUCAACAACAACAACAACAAGAAUCAUCUACAUCGACGACAAAUAAUGCAUCUCAACAACAAAAUAUUAGAGGUAAAGGAGAAAAUGAUGAAGAGCCAUAUGUAUUGGUAGAGCUUUUAUUAUUAUUCUGGGCAAAUGUGACUGUAGCAGUAGUGACUCAACCCAUCCAAAAUACAACCAGAUAUAUAAACAAGAUUAGAAACCUUUUAAUUUCAUCAUCUGAAAUAGAUACUUUAGAAAAGGACCCAGCAUUACAAAAUCAAAACACAAUGUGUCAUACCACCAUAUCACCGUGUCACACCUAUGGGUACCAUUUCCUUUCAUACAAUUCUUUGACACAAAGUGCUGUUGCCAGUGGUAUGUCAUCUGAAUCGGAAGAAGUCUUUAUCAACACUUGCUCAAACAUUCACGAUACAUUUGAAGAGAAUAGUUCAAUUAGUCAAAUGUUUCUUCGUAAUCAAAAUGGUGAAAUAUUUUGCAAGAAACAAUUUGAAUUGUGA